Molecule: messenger RNA, 813 nt
Organism: Striga hermonthica
Lineage: Eukaryota; Viridiplantae; Streptophyta; Magnoliopsida; Lamiales; Orobanchaceae
Source: the annotation of a GenBank genome assembly
AUGAGUGGAAUGGGUGGGAUAGGUAGAAAAAAAUCACAGGAGGUGCAUAUAGUGUUAAGUGAUUCAUCUUCUUAUGCUUCAUCCAAUGCUGCUUCUGAAGAAGUUUCUUCCAAACUUUUGAAUUCGAAGAAUGACACCAAGAGUCCUUUGAAGAGUCAUGCAAAGAUUAUAAAUCUUUACGCUUGUAUGCUGACGUGGGAUAAGCGAAAUGAUGCCUCUAAAAUACCAGUUGAAAAUUGGUUUUUGCCAACCUAUGUCUCGCAAUUCAUUACCAAAAUGAAGAAGGGUUGUGAUGUUGGUUGCAUAUAUCGCUAUUUCUUGCGUGAAGACAAAUAUGGAGGGGAUAUUCAGAAAUGCGAAAAGAUCUUCAUUCCAAUGAACCCUGGAGAUCAUUGGUACUUGUGUGUAGUCGACAUAAUCAAUGAGGAGGUUAUGAUAUUGGACUCACUUAUGCCGAAAAAUUGUAAUGAGCGUAUUUCAAGUGCUAAAGUUGUGCUCAAGUGUUUGCAUGAGGCUUUAGAGAUUGGAUGUGGUACAACAUAUAGUAUCAAUAUUCCUUUAUUUCCUACGAGAAUGGCUCAAUGGGCACCGCAACAAAAGAAUCUUUAUGAUUGUGGAUUAUUCACAAUAAGGUUCAUGCAACUAUACGACAAGCUACGGGCCGGGAUGCAUUUAAGUAUUGAUAACUCAUAUUUGGAGAGAAGGAAAAUUGCUAUUGAGAUAUUCUACCAUCAAGCAAAUGAAACAAAGGAAGAGAUACUUAGAAAAAUAGUACACUCUUCCGAAGCUGUGUGUCCUGCUGCAACGCCUUAA